Manduca sexta (tobacco hornworm) is the source of this 2394-nucleotide messenger RNA. RefSeq names its product dopamine receptor 2 (gene Dopr2). Gene Ontology annotation, biological process: adenylate cyclase-activating adrenergic receptor signaling pathway. Gene Ontology annotation, cellular component: membrane. The coding region runs from base 438 to 1862 and encodes 474 amino acids. The record is from RefSeq and is a predicted model, not a curated record. The transcript is spliced from 6 exons. NCBI's taxonomy places the organism in Eukaryota, Metazoa, Arthropoda, Insecta, Lepidoptera, Sphingidae. Gene Ontology annotation, molecular function: G protein-coupled receptor activity.
CGCAGAGAUCGCCGGUACGGUACCUUCGACCCUACGCCGAUAGCACGAAGAUUUCCCGCGAAAACUUCUAACUAUGCAAUACGAAUGAAAUGUAGUGUAAGUCUUGUGGUUAAUGGUUAUGGGUUGUUUGAAAUUUAGACUUAGUUCAUGUGCAUAAAGAUGCUUUGUGACACGUUAUGGUUUGGUGUACGAACUUGCUUGUUACUGAUGGAAUGACCUAGAGGCCUUUGGAGGGAGGCGACACGGCGGAACACGUGAUAGCAUCUGACCGCAUCUCCAACCUCCAAGUGAAAUAUGCUUGCGACAACAUGCACCCGAUAUUGGAAUACUGGAAUACAAUGCCUGCCAAGAACGUAAUCUCGAAAUGGCUUCGGGCGAAACAGGGGAAACAUAAACACUCACCAUGGCGCUAGCGAGCAAAUAACCACUGGAAAAAUAUGAACGCCACCGAACCCGAUAUAGUAGUGGCAAGAGGCCAACUGGACACGUACAGGGGGCCCGAAUAUACGCUUGACUCCACAGUUAUCGCCUAUAAUGCCAUCGACUUCAACUUCACCUUCAAUAACUCUUCUGCCUACAACAUAUCCAAUCCCGGCGACCUCUGGAACGAAUACAUAAAAUUGCUGCAAGACAGAGCACUCCUCGUGUCGUUCCUGCUUCUGUUCUCACUCACCACCGUGUUCGGCAACAUGCUCGUCAUCCUGGCCGUGGUACGGGAGCGAUAUCUACACACUUCCACCAAUUACUUCGUGACAUCUCUCGCGGUUGCGGACUGCCUUGUAGGGCUGGUAGUGAUGCCAUUUUCGGCUCUCUAUGAAGUUCUGGAGCACACAUGGUUUUUUGGUGUCGAUUGGUGUGAUGUGUGGAGAUCACUCGACGUGUUGUUUAGUACUGCCUCUAUAUUAAAUUUGUGCGUGAUCUCGUUGGACCGGUACUGGGCCAUCACGGACCCAAUAACGUAUCCCAUGCGGAUGAGUGGACGAAAAGCCGCGUUCCUUAUAGCGGCGGUGUGGGUGUGUUCUGGAGCGAUAUCGUUCCCUGCGAUCGCGUGGUGGCGCGCCGUACGAGUCGAAGAAGUGCCCGAUUACAAAUGUCCGUUUACGGAAAACUUAGAGUAUAUAAUAUUCUCGUCGACAAUAUCGUUUUAUUUGCCUCUAUUCGUAAUGGUGUUCACAUAUUAUCGUAUAUAUCGUGCGGCUACUAUCCAAACAAGGUCGCUUAAAAUUGGCACUAAGCAGGUAAUGAGGCCGAGCGGUGAGUUGGAACUGACGCUGCGGAUUCACAGAGGAGGGACGGUGCGGCAAAGGAACGACGCCUGCCAUGGUGUCUGUACUCCUGAAGAAGCAGACCAAGAGCCGUUGACAGCGUUACAGAACAACGGCCUGUCACGGUCGUCAACGCGUUUGACCAACGUGACGCACGGCAAACAUUUGCCCAAAAACUUUUCACUGUCACGAAAACUAGCCAAAUUUGCCAAAGAAAAGAAAGCAGCAAAAACUUUAGGCAUAGUGAUGGGUGUGUUCAUAGUGUGCUGGCUGCCAUUCUUCGUCGUUAACCUGCUGUCGGGGAUCUGCUCCGCGUGCAUAGCGCACGAGGAGAUCGUGAACGUCGUGGUCACGUGGCUCGGAUGGGUCAAUUCUUCCAUGAACCCCGUCAUCUACGCGUGUUGGAGCAGGGAUUUUAGAAGGGCAUUUCUUAGGAUAUUGUGCGUUUGCUGUCCGAGGAAACUGCGGAGGAAAUACCAACCGCAACUGCGUUUCAAACAAUCACAGUUGCGCACAACUCGACGAUAUUACUCAUCGAGCGAACUGAUGGGCAUACAACAAAUCAGACAAAAUUCCUGCGAACAAACUUACAUAUAGCGAAUCUACUUCACUUUAAUACGACGUUUCGAUAUAUCCUCCACAUUUCCAAGUGCCUUGACGAGGAAUUAUUUCACAUUAUAUCUUCCAAAACGUUUUUAAUUAUUUUACGUGAAAUUAGAAGUCAAAGUUCACGUCAUUUGAGGAAAUAUUAAAGUCUUAACAACUUUCAUUCAAUAGAUGUUUAUGGAUAUUGUCUUCAUCGAAUUUGUAAUCAGAGGCAGAAAGUACCCGGUGUCGACGAUGAUGUACUCGUCGGUGUCACAACAUGAAAUGUGUCGUUUGUGACAACAAGCGCGCGCGGGCACAUUCCGAGCCCCGCGCGCCAGAUGCUCCUGAUGCAGGGAUCGCCGCUCGCUGCGCGCGCGCCGCAGCGAGAGGCACGCGUGCUCCGACAACUACCGCAUGCGAACCCUCGAGCACACUUUCGACGAACCCAUCCCGUGCGUGGACACCAGACACUUGUGCUCAGACAGUGCGCCCUACUGCCAAGACUCCGAGUCAGUCAGUGAAGUGAGUUUAGAGAGCGAAA